AUGGAUUCGGGGUCAGGUAGAAGCUGGGAUGGAGACUCAGAGACCACCUUCCAGCUGUGGCUGCAGCUGCUUCUCUGGGGCCAUGUGACUGUCCGUUUCCUGGGCUACCUGCGCCGCACCCUCUGGGCACCUAAGCCGCAGCCAGCACCCUGA
This is a messenger RNA of Kogia breviceps (pygmy sperm whale), 153 nucleotides long. The record is from RefSeq and is a predicted model, not a curated record. NCBI's taxonomy places the organism in Eukaryota, Metazoa, Chordata, Mammalia, Artiodactyla, Physeteridae.